Molecule: messenger RNA, 1404 nt
Organism: Panicum virgatum (switchgrass)
Lineage: Eukaryota; Viridiplantae; Streptophyta; Magnoliopsida; Poales; Poaceae
Product: flavanone 3-dioxygenase 2-like
Exons: 3
Coding region: 202-1266 (354 amino acids)
Molecular function (GO): dioxygenase activity
Source: RefSeq, a predicted model, not a curated record
AACUCGUCCUUCACCAAUACAAUACAACCAUAUGAGUAUUGUCGUGUCGUAUGUGCAGUCACAUGCAUGAUCGAUCAUGGCUAAUAGCAGAUUCAGAAUCGGUUCAGGCACACUGAACCACCGCAACCAAGAUUCACUGCUACUCGCUCUGCACUAACACUAGUAAACCACGGAGUUCAGCACGAGACCGCCUCCGUCGGCAUGGACGACGCCUACGUGCAGGCCCCGGAGCACCGGCCCGUGGCGCCCGCCGCCGAGGCCACGGGCGUCCCGGUCAUCGACCUCUCCCCGCUCGCAGCCACGCCGCCGCCGGGGGCCGUGGACGCGCUCGCGGCCGAGGUGGGCGCGGCGUGCCGGGACUGGGGCUUCCUCGUCGCGGUGGGCCACGGCGUGCCGGAGGCGACAGCAGCGCGCGCGGUGGAGGCCGGGCGCGCCUUCUUCGCGCUGCCGGCGGAGCGCAAGGCGGCCGUGCGGCGCACCGAGCGGGCGCCGCUCGGAUACUACGACGCCGAGCACACCAAGAACGUCAGGGACUGGAAGGAGGUGUUCGACAUCUUCCCUCGCGAGCUGCCGCCGCCGGCCGCAUCGGCGGACGGCGAGCUGGUGUUCGUUAACAAGUGGCCGGGCGACGGCGACCUGCCGGGGUUCAGAGUGGCACUGGAGGAGUACGCGGCGGCGAUGGAGGAGCUGGCGUUCAAGCUGCUGGAGCUGAUCGCCCGGAGCCUGAACCUGAGGCCCGACCGGCUGCACGGCUUCUUCAGGGAGCAGACGACGUACAUGCGGGUCAACCGCUACCCCCCGUGCCCUCGGCCCGACCUCGUCCUCGGCCUCGGCCGCCACAGGGACAGCGGCGCGCUGACCAUCCUGCGCCAGGACGACGACGUCGGCGGGCUCGACGUCCGCCGCCCCUCAACCGGCGAGUGGGUGCGCGUCAGGCCAGUCCCCGGCUCGCUCGUCGUCAACGUCGGCGACAUCAUCCAGGUGUGGAGCAAUGACAGGUACGAGAGCGUGGAGCACCGGGCGUCGGUGAACUCGGAGCAGGAGAGGUUCUCCAUCCCCUACUUCUUCAACCCGGCCAGGCGCACUGCAGUGGAGCCAUUGGAGGAGAUGGUGAGCGAGGAGAGGCCCUCGAGGUACAACGCGUACGACUGGGGCGAGUUCUUCUGCACCAGGAGGAGGAGCAACUUCAGCAAGCUGGAUGUCGACAACAUCCAGAUUGCGCAUCUCAGGAAGGACAGUGUAGCCAUGCCGGCUAGGACAGACUGACGCUGAAAUCUGUGGCAGAAUCUCUUUUCAAACCUUUAAGAAAUUUGGAUGGAAACCUCUCUGAAAGACAGCAACAGGCAUCGCGCUGGUACCCCGUUUGGAUCGUGUCACGAAACUGGAAACCUGUAGAAUUUCACA